Messenger RNA from Seriola dumerili (greater amberjack), 1637 nucleotides. RefSeq names its product myeloid-associated differentiation marker-like. The record is from RefSeq and is a predicted model, not a curated record. The coding region runs from base 243 to 1142 and encodes 299 amino acids. Gene Ontology annotation, cellular component: membrane. Lineage: Eukaryota; Metazoa; Chordata; Actinopteri; Carangiformes; Carangidae. The transcript has a single exon.
UGAAGCACUAGUGAACAGAAUAUAGAGGAGGGGUGUUGUCAAAGUUUUGUCUGAGGUGGCUGUUUCCAUGGACUCUACUGGACUGUUCUUCAGAACUCAACAUUAAGUGGAUUGACAAGCUUUUGGGACAACAAGAUUGUUUAAACAUAAAUCUAGAGGAACUGAGACUGAGGUGUAAUUUGACACAUCUAAGGAUAUCUUGCCUUUUGGAUACUGGAUCACUCAGAUUCAACUCUGUGACAAUGCCUGUGAUUGUACUGGAGGCCAAAGACUUCACCAGUCCUCUUUUUGUGGUGCGGACAUGGGAAGUCUUAUCCAGUUGUACCACCUUCAGUCUCGUGGCUUCGCUGGACUCUUCGGAGUUAAACAAAAAUCUGUCUUACCUAAACACAUUCAGGAUCUUCUGCAUGUUUACCUGGUGCUUCUUCUUCACCCUCACUCUCCUCAUCCACAUCCUCAGCGUCAUCCAGUUUCACAGCCUCAUCCCUAUAUCAUGGAAGAACCUGACUAUGACAGUGGCAGUGUUGGGUGCUCUGAUGUGUCUCAGCACCUCUGUAGUUUUCCCUUGGAUCAUCAUGGAUCACCAAAAGCUGUCGACACACACUGUGGCAGCUGCAGUGCUCUCCUGUCUCACCUUCUUGGCCUACACUUCAGAGUCCUACGUUCUUCGCACCCAGGCCCAUGAACAAAGAGGGUACAUGGGCAGCAUGCCUGGUCUCCUCAAGAUACUCCAACUGUGGGGAGGCUGUCAGAUGAUACCCCUGGUUAUGGAUGUGGUCUGUGGACCGCCUAGCGGAGUACACUGUUGGCAGCGAUGGGUUUCCUGCAUGUCAUACGGUGUUUGUAUCUUCAUGUCUCUAGUCACACUGGUGGUAAUAUUAGGUGACUUUGCUGGGCGAUGUCUCCUACCUUUUGACAGAUUUUUGGCUGGCUUCAGUCUGAUUGGGGUGUUGUUUUACAUGGUGGCCACAGUGAUUUGUUUUACCAAGAUUCUGCAGCUGAGAGACAUCAGACACAGCAUUCCCAACAAAGGUGUAGAGCUGAUUAUUGCAGAAACAGUUGUUGCCAGUAUCACACUUUUAGCUUAUACAGUGGACCUUGCCUUCUCAAUUAAACUGUUGUGUGACAGGAGUCAUGCAUGAAAUAACACAUCACAUUAAACGAAUUAUGUGUGUGAAGUGUAUAUGUAUAGUCCUGAAAAUUUUAGGAGAAAAUCAUGUCUUUGGCAAAUAUGUAAAUUCAAACUGAAUAGAUGUUUUUGCUGUUAAUCAUUGCUGUGUAAUCAAACUUUCUCUCUCUCCUAUAUAAGUUGUUUAAAUAUUAAACUUGAAGCCAGAAAAAUGUAUGCAACUGAUCACCUUGAUCGCACUGUAUUGCGGUUUUACUGACAUGUGAAAGUAUGUAUGACAUUUACAGACCUAUUCACUAUGACUCACGUAUUGAACAAGCACUAGACCUGAGUUAUGUGACAGGUGCACUGACUCAUAAGCACACAUCAUCGUUUAGGGACGUAAUAACGUGGUGUGAAAACUGUAGUGGUAGCUGAACAGCAGCCAUCACUGAUACAAACUCAAUUACAAACUGUGAGCAUAUCAUUUUGAAUAUAAGGUCUACAAAAGUGAAGAAAAUUUAUAUCA